AUGGGCUUAAUCAAAGCUUUGGAAUUGUGGGAAGCCUCGUUACCGAGAUAAACAAAUGUCCGAUCCUCUGCACGACGAAAAAUAAUAUUUUUGUUUUAUUCCCACAUUUUGGACUUAUUAUAACACUUACAGUUACAAUAAGUGUCAUAUUUUUUUAUGAACUAGUUCCUUAUCAAAAACAGUCAUGACUUCCAAAACAAAAGGAGGAAAAACAUCGACUCCUUCGGAGCAUGAUAAAAUGGAGGAAAAGCUCGAUGAACAAGAACUGGAAUCAUUAUAUGCAUGGGUGGAUAGUAUUCCACUUUCAAGACCAAAACGAAAUAUUAGCAGGGAUUUUUCUGACGGAGUGUUAGUGGCUGAAUGUGUAAGGCAUUUUUUCCCGGAUGAAGGCCUUGUUGAUUUACACAACUAUACCACAGCCAACAAUACAAACAAAAAAAAGGAAAACUGGUAUUACCUGAACAGAAAAGUGUUUUCCAAAAUGAACUUUGAGUUAGCCGAUGAUGUGAUAAAUGAUUUAUGUUUAUGUAAACCUGGGAUGAUUGAGAAGGUCUUACUCAUGUUACAAGUAAAGAUAAAGAGAGCGGAAUAUGCUAGGGCGCGGAACAGCGACAAACCGGAGGCCGAUCAACAUCAUCACCAUCAUGAUCAGAUGACACCAGGUAGAAAAGGCAUGGUUAAAGUUGGUCUUGAAGACACCAAGGGAAGCAGAUUUCAAAAAACAAAACAAGACAUGGAGAGGCUCACAAUAACAAAAUCGAGAUUGGAUCUCAACGCUCCAUUAAAGCGUAUAAAGGUGGACGACUAUGGUCAUGUAAUCACCCAUCGUUACCUUGACAACAGGGGAUGGAACUCUGGAUUACAUGAGCAAAAGGCUCCGCCAAAACCUGCUAUAAAGCAACAAACUAUACAAAAGAAACGGCCAGGUCAGGUGGUCGAGUCCGAUAUGGUGCCGAGGUACGUCGUUGAAGAGAAGGAACAGGAAGUGCUAUCACGUGACGAAACUAUACAAAUUUUACAGGGCAAGAUACACAGACUUGAACACUUGGUACACCUUAAAGACAUGCGCAUCACUGAACUUUCUGGGGGGGUCGAGCCGAACUCAUACACUCAUUUGCAUGUACAUCAGAGACCGGCAGCUCAAGGUCAUGGGCAGAAGGCUGCUGCUCAAUCUCAUGGUCACAUGGUGGCAGCUCAAGCUCAUGUUGCGCAGCUGUCCUCUCAUGGUCAACCAAAUGGUUUUGAUACCAAAAUUUUCUACAAGCCUUCGCAAGGACAUCAAAAAGGGAAACGCCAGUCUUCUAACUAUUCAUAAAUAGAUUCAUUAUUAAAAACCAUAAAUUCUAGAAUUUACUUAUGCUUUGGAUAGCAUUUCAAUAUUUUUAGCUUGGGGACAGGAUUUGACCAUUGCCAAAAAAACAUUGUAAAAAAGGUUUUCUUAGUUAAUAUAUUUUAGAUAUCUGAUAACCAUGUUUAUACAAUGGCUGCUCAAUUUAAUACUUCUUCCCUUUUAUUUAUAUACAUGUAUAUCACAGUUCAUAACAGAAUUAGAUGUACAAUAAGAAUUAUACUUUAGUGAAAGAAUAUAUUAAUUACCUUUUUUUGGCGAAGUACAUUUUGUUUUAAUACUGGUUUCUUUUUGGUCAGCUAACGUAACCAUAAUUGUUCAUUGGCAGUAUCAUUUUAGAAAGUUCAGAGUAUAUUUUUAUGUAUCCACAAGAAAAUCAGGUUUCUGCGAGAAGUCAGUCUUGGUGAUUCAACAAAAUGUAGUAAAUCUAUUUAAUAUCAAUAGUGGUGUAUGACCUUCAUAAAAUGUAAUAAUGUAUUCAGUUUUAGAGGACAGAGUUGUUAUGUGCAUAUCUUUAAAAUAUUUCGAGGGUUUGGUGCAAAACAGUUGUAACUAAUAUUACAUAAUGAAGGAGUUACGUCUGUUUCGCUCCCAAUCUAUCGAUUUGCUGUAGCCUAAUGAUUAUGCUGUCACAGCAUAGUGUAUGUUAGUUAGUGCUUUUACUGUCUAGUUGUAGUCAUUUCUUGCCAGUCUUGAAGGCGAAAAAAAAAACCCUAUGUAAUCAAAAUGCUUUAUCAAAAUCAAUUUUUAGUUUUCAAAUUGCAUUUCCUUUAGUUUAAAUCGUUCAUAAAAUUUUCUUUUACGCACUCAAUACUAAAUAUUGAUCUUUUAUGCUUGAGUUUUGUUUAUCAUUUUCUUAACCAAAAAAAAGGUGUUCAAUUUCUAGAAGUAACAGUGAAUAAUACAUGUAUCAUUUGUCCAGAUUUACAUUUAACUUUUAACGAUUUAAGAACCGUGAAAUAUCCUGAUUUAUUGAGAGACUGUAUUGAUCAUAGAUCCUUCCAUGUUUUAUUUUCUAUCUUUUAAGUAUUUCUAUGGUUUAUUACCAAAAUGUAACAUGCCUAUGAUCAAUUUUAUGUUAAUUAACCUAUUAUUUUAACUUAAGGCUUAUAGAUCUACUUGUAUAUGCAAAUGUAUUUUUACUAUGGAGGAAAAAAUUUAAAAGCUCAACAUGUUAAUUUUCCUUGUGCUUGUAUGUUUUAACUACAAAAAAUAGUUCUGUGUAUUCAUACCUAUGAUAUACAUGUAUUUUCUUGUUCUGUGUUUUUCUUUUUUAUUUAAUAAUCAUUUUCAUGUGUGUCUACAACUGUUUAACUGUGUUUUAAUGUCCGUCCAUUUUUUGACUUUACUCAGAUUUUGUUAAGUUUUCAUUCUAACAUUAGGUAUAUUUAUAUUUAUAUAUUCAUCAUUUUUAAUCACUAGAUGGCGUGUUAUCAAUUAAUAUAGCUAGUAUUGUGCCAUUAUACCACACUAUUUAUGUACUUUCCAUUUUACCCCGCUUUAGUUACCAAAUUCCAGCAAGUUACCCAUUCCUUUACAUAAUUGUCAUAAUUUAAGUAGUUUACUUUUUUUUCUAAACUGUAAAGCACACCAGAGCAAGAAAUUGUUCUUCUUCAUCUCUAAGCCUACAGCCUUAAUGUUUUGAAAUUAACUUUUGAUUUAUUGAAAAGUGUAAAUUUGGUUCACUAUGCUUAAUUUGUAGUAUUAAAACAUAUUGUACUGUGGAAACCAUGGUUCUUUAAUUGUGUAAUAGAUAUAUUGUGAAACAGUCCUAAAUUCACUGAAUAAAUUGUGAAAUUUACAACCCUAUUUUUUUGAAAAGAACAUGAACUAGUCCAAAAUUUCACUAAAAUUAUAAUUGCAAUGUGAACCAGUCCUAAUUCAAUAAAAUUGUGAAUAUUGAACAAGCCCUAAAUUCACUUAUGGUGUAUUGUCAACCAGUCCUAAAUUCACUGAAAUGGUGAAAAGUGAACCAGUCCUAAAUUCACUGGAAUAGUGAACCAGUUCCAAAUUCACUUUUAGUGUAUUGUUCACCAUUCCUAAGUUCACUGAAAUGGUGAAUAGUGAACCAGUCCUAUGUUCACUGAAA
Ruditapes philippinarum (Manila clam) is the source of this 3437-nucleotide messenger RNA. RefSeq names its product sperm flagellar protein 1-like. Gene Ontology annotation, biological process: regulation of cytoskeleton organization. Gene Ontology annotation, molecular function: microtubule binding. The transcript is spliced from 9 exons. The record is from RefSeq and is a predicted model, not a curated record. Gene Ontology annotation, cellular component: axoneme. Bases 185 to 1315 code for a protein of 376 amino acids. Lineage: Eukaryota; Metazoa; Mollusca; Bivalvia; Venerida; Veneridae.